Molecule: messenger RNA, 4124 nt
Organism: Haliotis rubra (blacklip abalone)
Lineage: Eukaryota; Metazoa; Mollusca; Gastropoda; Lepetellida; Haliotidae
Product: cation-dependent mannose-6-phosphate receptor-like
Exons: 7
Coding region: 53-784 (243 amino acids)
Cellular component (GO): trans-Golgi network
Source: RefSeq, a predicted model, not a curated record
CAGCCAAUCAAGAGCCAUUGUUGUAUUCACUGCUGAGAGGUAAACAUAGACCAUGGAACCGGGGACGGUGGAUCGAGUUUUGCGAAUGAUACUCCAUUCUUAUUUCGUGUUAUGUAUAAUGUCAGUAUUAUCUGCAGCUGAUGAUUGUGCCAAGGUUGAUUCAUGUACAUGCAAGACAUCAAAACGGACUAUCAACCUGCACCCGUUAUCAGCAAAUCCCGGACCAAGGUUCACCAUUUCUGGUAAAAGCAACGACAAGCACUUCUACAAUCCAUGCAAAGAUUUCACAAAGGGAGGUAUAACUGGUGUGGUCAUUCAAGAACAAGGUGGAGUUGACUAUGACAAUGGGGAUGACAGUACAGCAGCCUUCACUGGUGACCCUGACCUUGGCACCUUGGUCUUGACCUAUAAACACGCUGAUGGUGCUCUCAUGAGAAUUUCAAACAUCAAGUUAUUGUGCAAGCAAAAUACGGAUGAACUGGUCUUUGAUAAUGAGGAGCCAACAGGUACUUAUCACUUUAGGUUGUACACGCAACACAUGUGUAUUGGAGGGCAGUCCGGGGGCCUCAGUACAGGAUCUGUGCUUGUAAUUAUAUUCUUUGUGUUCCUGUUGGUGUAUUUGAUAGCAGGAAUCUUGUUCCUGAAGUUUGUCCGAAAAGCUGAGGGAACAGAAAUGGUUCCGAACUACGUCGAAUUUUGGGCUGCCUUGCCUUCCUAUAUACGGGAAGGAGUGUAUUUCACAUUCCGAGGAUUCAAGACUGAAGCAACAUAUGAGAAGAUUUGAUUGGCACUCCACGUUUUUGUUUUUUGUGUGUGCAAGGAAUUCAUAUUUCACCGUUCUAUGUGGCGUUUAAUUCAUAAAAUCAAAAACUCAUGUGUGCAAUCAGUGUUAUUUAUGCAUAUAUCAUUUUCUAAAAAUAUUCCAGAAUGGCUUUUUAUAUUUAUCAGGGAUAAAUGGAACUUUGUGUGAUAUAGCUCAUUGAGAAGUAUUUUUGUGUUCAUGUGAUGUUUUGAAUAACUACAUGCAGUGAUUUCUUCAACAUGACAUUCUUCAUCUGUUCCUUUUUGGCAGUCUGUGGAAGUAAGAGGUGUAAUGUCAUCCACAGAGAGUAUCAAACUCAGGGAUUAGGUGACCCACUUGUCUUGGAAACAGGUCAUGCAGUUGUUGUGGGCACAGGGGAUCCAGUUGUGGGCACAGGGGAUCCAGUUGUGGGCACAGGGGAUCCAUACUUAUGCUUCACUGAGUUAUGUCCCCUUAUCAAGCAAGAAACCUUUGUCUUUGGUUUGAAUGGUUAUGGUGCUGGUUUGUGAGCUCCUCACUUCAGUUAAAUGUGUAUGCUGCCUGCAUCACUCAAAUUCUAAUAACAGAAGUUUUCCAUGAUCUCUUAGAGCAGUGGCCAGUCGGGUAGGGGAGGGGAUAUGGUGCACAGUGGUGUAGCAUAGCAGUGGGAGGCAUUUAAUUUUAGAUGCCACUCAAAGAAAAUUCUAAUAACAGAAGUUUUCUAUGAUCUCUUAGAGCAGUGGCCAGUCAGAUAGGGGAGAGGAUAUGGUGCACAGUGGUGUGGUAAGCAGUGGGAGGCAGACUAUAUGGGUGCACAGUGUUGUAGCAUAGCAGUGGGAGGCAUUUAAUUUUAGAUGCCACUCAAAGAAAAUUCUAAUAACAGAAGUUUUCUAUGAUCUCUUUGAGCAUUGACUCUGGGAUAGAUGAAUAGGUACACAAUCAUGUGGCUUAGUAGGUAGAGAUAGGGGUUGGGGUAGCCUAGUGGUUAAAGCGUUCACUCGUCACACUGAAGACCCAUGUUAGAUGCCCCACAUAGGUACAAUGUGUAAAGCCCAUUUCUGGUGUACCCCGCCAUGAUAUUGCAGGAAUAUUGCCAAAGCGACGUCAAACUAAACACGUUGACUAGAGGUAAUGGAGGGGAUAUGAGUGCACAGUCAUGUGACAUUGCAGCUGGUGAUACUCCACUGGGGGAUAUAGGUGUAUGGGCAGUGUAUGUGUGUGUUUGAUGAGGAAGAUUCUGAAACACUCAAUAAACUGUUCUACUAGAAUUGUCCCAUUCAUAAUAUAUUUCCAACCUUCUUUUGUAUAGGUUCGUCAGAUUAGUUUAUGUUGAAUGAUAUAUAGUAUAUAUUGGAUAGAUCUGAAGUAGAUGUUUCAGUGAUGAUAUAUUUCCAGCCUGCUUUUGGAUGUUUUAUCAGAUUAUAUUGUUUUGAAUUAUGUGUCAGAUGUAGAUUUUCUUAUAUUAGAUGUGAAUCCAUGUGUAUUUAAUUCCUGCCAAGGUCUGUGAACAUAUAAAAGGUCAUGGUUGUCUGAUUUGUAGAUAAGGAUCCACAUGGCACCACUGCGUUUGCCCACAAGGAGAUACUUAGUUUUGGCUCUUAGAUCUGAAGUAGAUGUGGAUCCACAUGUAUUUAAUUCAUAUAACUGUCUGCCCUUUAGGAGAUACUACGUUUAGGCUAUUAGAUCUGAAGUAGAUGUGGAUCCACAUGUAUUUAAUUCAUGAAACUGUCUGCCCACAAGGAGAUACUAAGUUUUAACUCUUAGUUCUGAAGUAGAUGUGGAUCUGAAGUAGAUGUGGAUCCACAUGUAUUUAAUUCAUGAAACUGUCUGCCCACAAGGAGAUACUAAGUUUUAACUCUUAGUUCUGAAGUAGAUGUGGAUCCACAUGUAUUUAAUUCAUAAAACUGUCUGCCCUUUAGGAGAUACUAAGUUUUGGCUAUUAGAUCUGAAGUAGAUGUGGAUCCACAUGUGUUUAAUUCAUGAAACUCUCUUCCCACUAGAAGAUGUUAAUUUUUUACUCUUAGAUCUGAAGAAGAUGUGGGUCCACAUGUGUUUAAUCAUGAAACUGUCUGCCCACUAGGAGAUACUAAGUUUUGGCUAUUAGAUCUGAAGUGGAUGUUUAUCCUCAUGUAUACUGACCCAAUCUGCAAAAUGGCUAUUGGCGUUUUCAUCAUGGCAGCAUAUUUUACAAGUGGUAUUAAAGUAGAUACGGAUACUCUGUCCAUGCAAGAUUCGUUUCUGGAACAUAUCUUGAAAACUUUGUCUUCCCAAAGCAAAUGUCCAUGCCUUUGUUUAGUCCUUACUCUGACUGUCAGCCUGAACCAAAAUGUUUACAAAGUGUGGACGAUGAAAUGUUUUGUAAAUUAAUGUGGACAAUACUAGUGUACCUUGCUUGCAUUAACAAAGUUAUGCAAUAUAACCUGGACGUAGUAGGGAUAUUUUUUGUCAGGUAUAGCUCACAUGAAUUUAAGCAAUGACCACAAAAUAACAGAACUGAUAAUAUAUAACAUAAUUAAGGGCUAAAUUAGACACCACAUGGGUACAAUGUGUGAAGCCUAUUUUGGUGUCCCUGCUGUGAUGUUGCUGGAAUAUUGCUAAAUGCGGCGUAAAACCCGUCUCUCACCUACUAAGUUCAGGGUCAAAUUUCUUUACACAAGCUGAUCCAAUAGUUAUGAUUGUCCACAACUGUGUAUGACAGCUGCUGAUGCUGAGCAUCUGUCAUUUUAGGGACCUUGUCAGAUAAUCAUAUGAUUACAAGCAAACCAGCUCAUCCACACAGUAAACAUUUUCAGUAGAGUAGCAGCAGCAGCAGCAGCAGCAGCAGCAGCUGAAGGAUGUUUCUAACUGUGUAAUAAAAUCUGGAACACGUAUAAUUUCCUGUGGUGACCUGUCCUGCCCAUUUCAAAUAUGGGUCUAAUGUAGGAUUUCCUGUUUUUGAUUUCAUGGAAGUUCUAUCACAUGCCAUCAGAUUAAGUUUAGUUGUGAAGAUAACAUCCAUAUCGUCCCACAGGGCAUUAUGGCUUUCAAGCUUACACUUUUGGUGUCUAUCGUCUAUCUAAAGUUCAGAUGUGAUACAUAUAAAAUGAUAGAAAGAACACCAAGUUUUGUUAAGAAGUGAAUUAAGGCUAUGCUUGUUUUGGUUGUUGUUUAAUGCUGCUCAGUAAUAUUCCCGAUAUGAUAAUGGUCAGUAAAUAAUUGAGUCAGGAACAGACUCCAGUGAUUGGCAGCAGGAGAAUCAACAUGGACAUUUCCGAUAUGAUAGCAUGCAUCAACCAAGUGCUUUGUACAUCGUUAUUACUUCAUACUUCCAUAAAUGCAAUAAAGUCUAUUCUUAGUUAAUUAA